AAUGGAAUGAUUUAGUUUGAUCCAGAAUUUUAGUCAAUGAUAGGAUGAAACUGAAGUGUACUUCCCUUGCUCACAUAGGGUAUUCAUUAAUGUAUUAUGGUUUGAAUAUUUUUCCUCUCCAAAAUUUAUGUUGGAAUUUAAUCCCCAAAGUUGUUGUAUUGGGAGAUGGGGCCUUUAAGAGGUGAUUGAGUGAUGAGGCAGGUUGAGUCAUGAGAGUUAUUAUGGGAGUGGGUCUGGUAGCUUUUUAAGAAGAGGAAGAAGAGAUCUGAAUAGCAUGCCCAGCCCCUUGCCAUGUGAUGUCCUCAUCCACCUCAUGAGGAUUCAAAGUACCCACACCAAGAAGGCUCUCAACAGCUGCACACACACACACACACACACACACACACACACACAAAUGAAAAUAACCACACCUAGGAACAUUAUAAUUCACUUGCUCCAAAUGAGUGAUAAAGAAAGAAAUUACAAGCAGAUGAAGAAAGCAGGUGAAUUACGAACUAAAGAUCAAAGGUCAGAAUGACAGAGCAGAUUUUCUGUAAGGAAAAGUGAGGUAUAGCUGAAGUGUUAAUAGUGAGCAAUGGAUUUAUUUUACCUUAAGUCCAGAUUGUUAGAUUGUUUUUGGCAUAUUUCUGUGAAACACGCUUUUUAAUUCAAAGUGAGAGAUGCAGUUUCAUUUGUUUCUAAAGCUUCCACUAGAGACCUUUGUCCUACUUGUCACGGAACCAGCUGUGGCUCUUGCAAUCUACUGCAGCCUAAUGCCCACAUAAUAUGCCUUUUGUACUUAGAAAUCCAUGUACCCAGAAUGUUAAAGGCCAAUUUUACUUUGUAACAAAUUGCAGUGUGUUAAGAGCAACAUUAGUGACUCAGAUUCUGAUUUUGUCCUCUAUAUUUCUCCAGAAAGGCUGUCAAUCUAUUAUAUAUUUGUAAAAUCUGGUAUUAAAAUGCUUUCACCAGAAGAUGUUCUGCGGAAAGAUCUGAAGUUGGUUCAUGGUUGUCCCAUGCCUUGUGCUUUUGUGAGCAACUGGGAAAGGAUUGAACAGUUUCGUAGCAGGCCAGAUGACAUUGUGAUAGCCUCUUAUCCUAAAUCAGGUAAUACUUGGGUUAGUGAAAUUGUAGACAUGAUUCUUAAUGAUGGCGAUAUUGAAAAAUGUAAGCGAGACGUUAUUAACAAAAAAGUUCCAAUGUUGGAAAUGUCUCUCUCUGGAGUAAGAACAUCAGGUGUAGAAGAAUUACAGAAGAAUCCAUCACCCCGGAUUGUGAAAACACAUCUACCGACUGAUCUUCUUCCUAAGUCUUUCUGGGAGAACAACUGCAAGAUUAUUUAUGUGGCUCGUAAUGCCAAGGACGUUUCAGUCUCAUAUUACCAUUUCGACUUAAUGAACAAUUUACAACCUUUUCCUGGUACCUGGGAAGAAUAUCUGGAGAAAUUCAUAACUGGAAAGGUGAGCUACGGUUCCUGGUUUGCUCAUGUUAAAAACUGGUGGAAGAUAAAGGAAGAACACCCAAUACUUUUCUUGUACUAUGAAGAUAUGAAAGAGAAUCCAAAGGAGGAAAUUAAGAAGAUAAUGAGAUUUCUAGAGAAGAACCUGAAUGAUGAGAUCUUGGAUAGGAUAAUCCAUCACACCUCAUUUGAAGUGAUGAAGGACAAUCCUUUGGUGAAUUAUACACAUCUACCAACUAUGGUGAUGGAUCAUAGCAAAUCCCCUUUUAUGCGUAAAGGGAUCACUGGUGACUGGAAGAAUUACUUCACAGUGGCCCAGAAUGAGAAAUUUGAUGCCAUUUAUAAGACAGAAAUGUCUGAAACUGCACUUCAAUUCCGCACAGAGAUUUCAAGUGCCUAAAUCAUAAAUCUGAAGAAAGAAGAGAUUGUCUAUAGUUGAUUGAAAUGAGGGCAGUUAAUAACUGAUAUGGGCAAUCAAAUGAAUUUAUAAAGGAGAAUAAUAUGCUUUUAAAAAAUUGAUAUUUUGCAGUGUUAUUAAUCACAUCCCAAUUUUGUCCCUUUGAUUCUGAGGUUCCAAAUUCUCUAAGGCUAAAGUUGAUUAUUAUCUUUUUGUAACAAAGGAGAAAUGUAACAAGCUCUUCCUGUCUUUUCCUACAUUAGAACUGAUAAGGAAGAAGGGAUUUAUUUUACUUAAUCUCUCAUACGUUAGGAUUUAGAAUUAAGUUCUCCUCCCUAGUACCAUGAUCCAAGAAAUGCUGUUUUCAUAAUGACACUAUAUUUUCUAACCCUGCCCCAAUUUCCCUUUGAUGAAAAUUUGACCCAGGACACUGUGUUCCACUGCUGUCUACUGAGUUUCAAGUUGUUCUCUGAGUCAUAGUUCAUCUUGCAGUGCCUGUAUUUGGAUCAUGUCCCAGAACAUGUAGUUCAGAUUUUGGAAGUAUUUUUUCUAUAUCAUACCCAAUGUCAAAGUCUCCCCAGGGCAAACACCUACAAUAGUCUCUGUAGAGUUCUUCCCUGGGAACUGCAGCUCUGUUCUGAGAGCUGGUCCUGAGGGCUGUGACCUGCUUCCUAUAGGGAUUCCUCAUUUUCCCAGACCCGUUUGAUCUUCAGAGAAUCACCUACUGCUUUGUUCUGGUCACAAUUUGAGAACUUUAGUUACUUAAUCUUAUCUUUAAAUAUAUUUGGGUACUUUAAUAGCACCUUCAAUACCCUAGACAUGAUCAUAGCCUUUGCUGAAAAUUUCCCAAUCUGGUGCCCAGUGAAGACUCUCUUGGCUGAGUCUCCACUCUGCUCUCCUGAUCCAAUGUUCCUUAUUAUUACAUGUUUAUAUCUAUUUGUUUGAUGUAUGUUUUCUUGGAACAUUUAUUUAUCAACCCCAGUUUUCCAUUAGAAGUUGUUGUUUAUAUCUUCAUGUGCAGCAAAGUCUUUUUCCUGAGGUCAGAUCACCUGUGCCAAGAAAUAUGGCAAGUCAUGGUUCUCAAACUGAAGCUAGAAUACCCUGGGCCCUUACUUGUUCUGAAAGGGGUGGGGGUGGUGGUUUCUGACACAUUGUUAGGCUUUCUGAGCCACAACUGAGGUAGCUAUGGUUUAUGAUAUUUUAACUUCACAGGUGAAUCUCUGCUGUCAGCCAGGAAUAUCUAAAAUAGCUCCUUAAGCUGUAACUUUUCUCUUUUCUAACCCCUGUAAAGGAUUAGUCUAAUGUUAACUAUAAACCCCCUAGAAGUAGUACACCUAUUAUUCUGCAGAAAGUUGCUUCUAUAGAUUUAUUAUAAUAUGGUUAUAAAGUAUUUUAGAGUAUGUAAUUUGUGUUUAUGUUCCACAGAAACAUAUUUCAUAGGAGUUAGUAUUGAAUAUCUGGAGGUAUUAUGAACUAGUUUCAGCUUUAUCCAAUACUCUUGUCCACAAGAAGUAAACUAAAAUAAAUCAUGUAACUAUUUGCUCUAUUAUAUUUGUUAAUUAAUAAAUUAAUGUGGCCUGAAUAUA
This is a messenger RNA of Cebus imitator (Panamanian white-faced capuchin), 3421 nucleotides long. Its product is annotated as sulfotransferase family cytosolic 1B member 1. The coding region runs from base 939 to 1838 and encodes 299 amino acids. Lineage: Eukaryota; Metazoa; Chordata; Mammalia; Primates; Cebidae. The record is from RefSeq and is a predicted model, not a curated record. Gene Ontology annotation, cellular component: cytoplasm. The transcript is spliced from 7 exons. Gene Ontology annotation, biological process: sulfation. Gene Ontology annotation, molecular function: sulfotransferase activity.